Molecule: messenger RNA, 3696 nt
Organism: Vicia faba (fava bean)
Lineage: Eukaryota; Viridiplantae; Streptophyta; Magnoliopsida; Fabales; Fabaceae
Source: the annotation of a GenBank genome assembly
AUGGCUAAGCGCAAAAGGUUGAACAUUGUUCGAAAAAGCGGCAAAUCACAAACUGAUAAGCAAUUAGUUGGUAGUUCUAAUAAUGUCAACCACAACAUAAAUGAAGAGUAUGCACAAUCUGGAGUUGAUACAAGAGAAAACCUAAUGGUUGCAAGCCUUAAUCACCAAAAUUACCAAUCACAACCAGAACAACAAAUACAAGUGGGAAGUCAAGUUGAAUCUCAUAUUUCUUUCAAUGGAAUGAGUAGUUUACCUAAGGACACCAUUUUGAGGCGCAAAAGGUCGAGUGCUGUUCGAAAAAGUAGCAAUUCACAAGCUAAAGAGAAACAAAUACUUGAUAGCUCCAAUGAAGUCAACCAAAACAAGUACAGUUACAGUAAAACCAAAGAGUUUGCACAAUUUGAAGCAGACACAACAGAGAAUCUAAUGCUAGCUAGUCUAAAUCGCCAAAAUGACGUGCCGCAAUCAGAACAGCAAAUAUACAUGGGAAGUCAUGUGGAGUAUCCUAAUUCUUUUAGUAGAAUGGAUGAAAGUUUACCUAAAGAUACUAUAGGGAGACACACGACAAGGUUGAGUGCUCGAAAAAGUGGCAAAGCACAAGCUGAAGAGCAAUUAAUUAACAGCUCAAAUGCAGUCAAUCGAAACAACCACAAUAUAAAUGUUAAGUAUGCACAGAUUGGAAGAGGUACAAAAGGCAAUCUAAUGGUAGCAAGUUUGAGUAACCAAAAUGAUGAAUCACAGCCAGAACAACAAUUCCAAGUGGGAAGUUUACCUAAAGAUACCAUUGGUAGGAACAUGAGGUUUAAAGCUGUUCAAAAAGGUGGCAAAGCACGUACUAAAGAGCCAUUAAUUGAUAGCUCUGAAGUAAGAGAUACAAGAGAGAAAUUAAUGGCAGGAAGUCUGAGCCACCAAAAUCAUGAAUCACAACCAGAACAGCAAAUACAAGUGGGAAGUCAUGCUGAAUAUCCUAUUUCUUUUGGUAGAAUGGGUAAAAGUUUACCUAAAGAUACUAUGGGGAGGCGCACAAGAUUGAAGGAUGUUAGAAAAAUUGGCAAAGCACAAGCUGAAGAGCAAUUAUUUGAUAGCUAUCCGGCAGUCAACCAAACCAACUACAAUAUACAUGAAAAGUCUGCACAAUUUGGAGGAGUAUCUGCAGGAGGGAAUCUAAAGGUAGCAAGUCUUAACCACCAAAGUGACCAAUCACAAUCAGAACAAGUACUAGUGGGAAGUCAUGUGGAAUCUCCAAUUUCUUUUGGUAGAAUGAAUAAAAGACUACCUAAAGAUAACUAUACCACGGGGAAGCGCAGGAGACUGAAUACUGUUAGAAAAAGUGGCAUAGCACAAGCUGAAGAGCAAUUGAUUGACAGCUCUAAUGCAGUCAACGAAAACAACCACAAUAUGAAUGAAAAGUCUGCACAAUUGGGAGGAGCAAGUCUUAACCACCAAAAUUACCAAUCACAAUCAGAACAAGUACAAGUGGGAAGUCACGUGAAAUCUCCAAUUUCUUUUGGUAGAAUGAAUAAAAGAUUACCUAACGAUACCAUGGGGAAGCACAGGAGAUUGAAUUCUGUUAGAAAAAGUGGCAAAGCACAAGCUGAAGAGCAAUUGAUUGAUAGCUCUAAUGCAGUCAACCAAAACAACAACAAUAUAUAUGAAAAGUCUGCACUGGGAGGAGUUUCUACAAGCGGGAAUCUAAUGGGGGCAAGUCUUAACCACCACAAUGUUCAAUCACAAUCUGAACAAGUACAAGUAGGAAGUCAUGUGGAUUCUCCAAUUUCUUUUGGUAGAAUGAGUAAAAGAUUACCUAAAGAUACAAUGGCGAGGCGCAAAAGACCAACUGCUGUUCAGAAAAGUGGCAGAUCACAAGCUGAAAAGCAAUCGAUUAACAGUUCUAUUGAAGUCAACAGAAACAACCACAAUAUAAAUGAAGAGCGUGACCAGUUUGUUGGAGAUACAAGAGGGAAUCUAAUGGCAGCAAGUCUUACUCACCAAAGUCACCGAUCACAAUCACAACAACAAGUUCCAGUGGAAAAUCAAGUAGAAUCUCCUAUUUCUUUUGGUAGAAUGGGUAAAAGUUUACCUAAAGAUACCAUGGGGAAGGGCAGGAGAUUAAAUGCUGUUAGAAAAAGUGGCAAAGCACAAGCUGAAGAGCAAUUGAUUAAUAGCUUUAAUACAGUCAACCAAAACAACCAUAAUAUGCACGAAAAUUCUGCACAACUGGUAGGAGGGAAUCUAAUGGGAGCAAGUCUUAACCACCGAAAUGAUCAAUCACAAUCAGAACAAGUACAAGUGGAAAGUCAUGUCGAAUCUCCAAUUUCUUUUGAUAGAAUGAGUAAAAGAUUACCUAGAGAUACCAUGGAGAGGCGCAAAAGGCCGAAUGCUGUUCGGAAAAGUGGCAGAUCACAAGCUGAAAAGCAAUUGAUUGAUAGUUCUUUUGAAGUUAACCAAAACAACCACAAUAUAAAUGAGGAGUGUGACCAAUUUGUUGGAGCAAAUGCAAAUACAAGAGGGAAUCUAAUGGUAGCAAGUCAUAAUCACCAAAGUGAUCGAUCACCAUCACAACAACAAAUUCCAUUGGAGAGUCGAGUAGAAAAUUCUAUUUCCUUUGUUAGAGUGCGCCAAAGUUUAUCUAAAGGUCAAACGAGGGUAAGAGGUUAUUCCCGAAUGCUGGAUGUGUGGAAUUUGCCUGAUGGAGAAUUCAUACGUGUUGAAGUAGAUUCUUUAGGCAAUCCAAUUGAGUGGGAAGGAAAAAAACUUUUAAAUGCAAUAGGUUCCUUGGCAAGGAAGCAUCAAUAUGCUCCCAUCAAUAUUCUAAGCUGGAAAGACAUGCCAGAGCUGAAUAUAACUAAUAUGCUUGAUUUGAUACAGAGUAAGUUUCAUUUUGUUCCUACAUUGACGGACCAAACAAAGCAAAUACUAAAAGAUAACUUGAGUGCUAAGUGGAGGCAAUUCAAGCAUGAUUUGAAAGAAAAGGGAUACGAUGAAAACAAGACUGAGGAAGAAAUGGCUGCCAACAUCCCUGAUAGAAGAGUCGAUCCUUCUCAAUAUCGUGCUUUAGUACAUCAUUGGUGUUCCCAGAAAGGACAGAAAAUAAGUAACAUCAACAAAAGGAAUCGUUCAAAAUAUGAGGAUGUACACUGCAUGGGAACGAAGAGUCUUCCAAGGUUCAUUCACGAGGUAACUGAGGCUAAUGGAGUACAACCUUCACGAGCUGAAAUUUAUAUUCAAACUCGAACUCGCAAAGAUGGGAGAAUUGUGACUGAGAAGGCAGCUAAUGUGAUUGGUGAAUUAAAGAAGCAUAUGGUAGAGACUUCAAGUUCAUGCACUCCUCAAAUGCCUCAAGAUUCUACAAAUUGGGCGAAUGACAUAUACUCGAAAGUAAGAGGUCCUGAAAAGAGAGGAUCUGUGCGUUGUUUAGGCAAGGUUCCACGUGUUUCAAAUACUUCAUCUCAAAGCCCUAAUGUAGAAAAUAGGGUCAUCAAAUUAGAAAAUUUGCUUGGGAAUCUUGUUUCCGUUCUUCAAACACGAUUUUCAGCAGAUCAACAAAUCAAUGAUGUUUUGCAAGCUAUAGCUCAAGAGGUACCUGCUGCUAUUGCUCCAAGUACACCAAAUGAUUCCUCUGUGAAAUUGGUACUGGAAGAAGGUUUUGAUAUAAUUAUAAGGGACAUGAUGGUGACACAUGAAGAACUUGAUUAG